Messenger RNA from Coregonus clupeaformis (lake whitefish), 2724 nucleotides. RefSeq names its product GTP dependent ribosome recycling factor mitochondrial 2 (gene gfm2). The record is from RefSeq and is a predicted model, not a curated record. Gene Ontology annotation, cellular component: mitochondrion. Gene Ontology annotation, biological process: mitochondrial translation; ribosome disassembly. The transcript has 20 exons. The coding region runs from base 281 to 2608 and encodes 775 amino acids. Gene Ontology annotation, molecular function: translation elongation factor activity; GTP binding; GTPase activity. Lineage: Eukaryota; Metazoa; Chordata; Actinopteri; Salmoniformes; Salmonidae.
AGAUGCACUUCAUAAGGAAAGCGUGAAUCGAUGUGGAAACAUGUUUUUGAUAAUUUGAGAUAAUUAAUUAAUUAUACUGGUUUUGAUUAUUGUUCUUGAGAAGCCCGGCAUUUAGAGAAUGUGUUUAACGUUACCUUAUUUGACAGCCAGUUCAAUGCCAACAGGGUUUAUUGUUGAUGAAUGACAUUCACACAGAGCAGUCGACAUUGCCUUGUCCAUGUCAAGACUGUCUGCAAUAUUUCUCACUGGAAUACGUUUGUAAUCCCAAAGUAGGUUGAAGAUGCGAUUUCGGGCUGUCCUGGGAACAGGCAUUGGGACGUUCAGUGUCCUGGUUGGGGGGGGUAAAGGUCUACUGAAGAAUGGACCACAGACGUGCAGGUGGAGAUUACAAGGAAGAAGACAGUACAGCUUUUUGCCAGAUGAUGUCAAAUCCCCACGAGCUGUGGUCAAUCCAGAUAUAUCCAAAAUCCGGAACAUUGGCAUCAUGGCACACAUCGACGCCGGGAAGACCACCACCACAGAGAGAAUGCUGUAUUACUCUGGAUACACCAGGGCCUUGGGAGAUGUUGAUGACGGGGACACCGUGACAGACUUCAUGGUUCAGGAGAGGGAGCGGGGAAUAACCAUACAGUCUGCUGCAGUCACCUUCGACUGGAAAAAGCACAGGAUCAACCUCAUCGAUACCCCAGGUCACGUUGACUUUACUCUGGAAGUGGAGCGAGCCCUGCGUGUGUUGGACGGGGCGGUGGCUGUGUUUGAUGCCUCUGCUGGUGUUGAGGCUCAGACUCUGACAGUGUGGCGGCAGGCUGAGAAACAUCAUGUACCCUGUAUAUGUUUCCUGAACAAGAUGGACAAGCCUGGGGCCAGUUUACACUUUUCCAUUGAGAGCAUAAAGAAGAAACUGAAAGCCAAUCCUGUGCUCCUCCAGAUUCCAAUUGGCAGCGGGAAGAGCUUCACAGGAUUGGUCGACUUGAUUACCAACCAGCAAAUGACGUGGCGGGUGAAAUCCAGAGCAGAGGAUGGCCGUGUCUUUGAGACCAAAUCCCUCAGCCAAUCAGAUGACCCGGAACUUAUUCAGGACGCCUUGGAGGCCAGAGCAGCUCUGAUAGAACAGGUUGCUGAUCUGGAUGAUGAGUUUGCAGAGCUGUUACUUGGAGAUUACGGUGAAAAUUUUGAUGCGGUUCCUCCUGCCAAACUCCAGGAGGCAGUGCGGAGGGUGACUCUGGCACGUAAAGGAGUCCCUGUGCUCUGUGGGAGCUCUCUGAGGAACAAAGGUGUUCAGCCUCUCCUGGACGCCAUCACAGCGUACCUCCCUGCCCCCAACGAGAGGCACCACGACCUAGUGCGUUGGUACCAGGAUGACCUGUGUGCCCUGGCCUUUAAGGUGCUGCAUGACAAGCAGCGAGGUCCUCUGGUGUUUGUGAGGAUCUACUCUGGGACCAUGAAGCCCCAGUCUGCUGUCCUCAACAUAAACAGGAACACCACAGAGAGGAUGAGUCGGCUGCUGCUGCCGUUUGCUGACCAGCAUGUGGAGAUACCUUCCCUGACUGCAGGAAACAUUGCACUCUGUGUGGGCCUCAAGCAGACAGUGACAGGGGACACUAUUGUGUCCUCCAAGGCCUCGGCAGCGGCCGCGGUCCGGCGGGCCCAGAAGGAGAAGGAGGGGGAGGGGAAGAGGGGUGGCGAGCAGGCCAGUCUGGUGCUGGCUGGAGUGGAGGUCCCCAAGCCUGUCUUCUUCUGCUCCAUAGAACCCCCCACUAUGGCUAAACAGGCAGAUCUGGAGAACGCCCUGACCUGCCUCCAGAGAGAAGACCCUAGCCUGAAGGUCAGGGUAGAUUCAGACUCUGGACAGACCAUUCUGUGUGGGAUGGGAGAGCUGCACAUUGAGAUCCUCCAUGAUCGGAUCAGGAGAGAGUACGGCAUCGAGACCCACCUGGGACCUCUACAGGUGGCUUACAGGGAGACCAUCCUCCAAUCAGUGGCUACCACAGACACGCUGGACCGUACGGUUGGGGAGAGGAGACACGUAGUGACGGUGGGCGUGGCGGUCUGCCCCAUCAUGGACUCCUCCUCCUCACUCACUUCCUGUGACAUCACCUACGACGAGGAAGUGGAGGAGCAGCUGUCCUCUGACAUCAGGGAGGCCGUGGAGAACGGAGUAAACAGCUCUUAUCUCCAAGGUCCGCUGCUUGGUUACCCGGUCCAGGGCGUGUCCACUAUGAUCCAGAGUGUGAGCAUGGAGCCGGGGACGUCUCUAGCUAUGUUGUCUGCCUGCGUGUCCCGCUGUAUGCUCAAGGCUCUGAGGCAGGCGGGGGGGCAGGUGCUGGAGCCUGUGAUGUCACUGGAGGUGACGGUGGGGGAGGAGCACCUGAGCUCUGUGCUGGGUGACCUGGCUCAGAGACGAGGGGCCAUCCGGGACAUCCAGAGUCGCCAUGACAACAAGGUGCUGCUGGCCACUGCACCCCUGGCUGAGAUGAUGGGCUACUCCACCGCCCUGCGAACUCUGACCUCUGGCAACGCCACCUUCUCCCUCCAGUUGGACAUCUAUGAGGCCAUGAACCCCCAACACCAGAAUGCCCUGCUCAACAAGAUGGCUGGCCUCGCCUGAUGACAUCAAGCAGGAAUUUUGGGAAAUGUAAGCCAGCAUGAAUGUCCAUGUACAGUGCCUUCAGAAAGUAUUCAUACCCCUUGACUUAUUCCACAUUUUGUUGUGUUACAGCCUGA